AUGUUAAUCAUUGAAAUACCAUCAUUACUUUGCACUCUUUUCUUGCUCUAUUAUUUGUUUUCUGAUCGAACACUUCGAUUAGCUUUACACAAUCAUGUCAUUAUGAUUUUACUUGUUUUGACUCUUGUCUAUGAACUUAUUGCCAUGCCAUUGUAUUUAAAUUAUUUUCGUACUGCUACCAUUUGGCCAUCUUUACCUGGGAUUUGUCUAAUGAUGUGGAUGAUCGGAUUUGGGUGUUAUAAUACAUGUACAAUUCUAGUAGCAUGGGCAUCAAUUGAGAGACACAUUCUUGUUUUUUACCAUCGAUUAUUGACCACUCGAAUCCAACGCAUAUUCAUUCAUUAUCUACCUCUAGUUGCUAUUUUGACUUACACAACUGUCUUUUAUGUCAAAGUUAUCUUAUUUUCCAAUUGUGAAAACAGAUUUAAUUAUAGUUUAGAAUUAUGUGGUGCAAAUCCUUGUUAUCAAACUGAUCCAUUUCUUGCCAUGUGGGAUGUUCUUCUUAAUGGUGUCAUUCCAACAUUUGUUAUUGGUUUAUUCAGUUUAAUUUUAUUACGUCGUGUUAUUCAACAGAAACGAACAGUUGGUUGUCGACUCGAAUGGAAAAGAUAUCGUAAAUUAACUCUUCAACUUCUGUCAGUUGCUUCACUUCAUUUUUUCUUUGAUUUUCCAUUAACACUCGUCAGAUUUGUUCAGUUAACUGGUCAUCGUGGUUGGGCAAUCGAAAUUGAAUCUGUUUUCUUUUUCACAUCUUAUUUUGUUUUGCUUCUACAACCAUUUGUUACUUUGAAUUCAAUACCAAAUAUUGGCAAGAAGUUUAAAAAGCUUAUGUCUAGACAAAGAAGAUCAACUGCUAUUCCAUUAACUAACACAAAAACUAAUAGACGUAUUGCCAUAGCUCCUAUUGCUUAA
Rotaria sp. Silwood2 is the source of this 912-nucleotide messenger RNA. The record is from the annotation of a GenBank genome assembly. NCBI's taxonomy places the organism in Eukaryota, Metazoa, Rotifera, Eurotatoria, Philodinida, Philodinidae.